Olea europaea var. sylvestris is the source of this 2341-nucleotide messenger RNA. RefSeq names its product transcription factor bHLH143-like. The transcript is spliced from 3 exons. The coding region runs from base 677 to 1759 and encodes 360 amino acids. Gene Ontology annotation, molecular function: protein dimerization activity. The record is from RefSeq and is a predicted model, not a curated record. NCBI's taxonomy places the organism in Eukaryota, Viridiplantae, Streptophyta, Magnoliopsida, Lamiales, Oleaceae.
GUGCCUUGGGGUAUCAUCAGUGGUCAUUACAAAUUGAAUAAAGGAUUGACCAAUAUGCCGUGGCUGAGUCUAUAAGUUGUUAUUUCUGCUUUGAGCCUAAACAUUAUUUCUGUCAUUAUGGGAUCCAAUCACCUUCCAUUCUUUGUUUGUUUUAUCUAUAUUCUUUAAGUUUAGUCUUGAGAUCAAAGCGUGCAAAGUCUUCUUUUUUCUGUAUCGAGUUCACAGCUUUUGUAGCUUUGAUUUUGUUCAAAUUUAUAAAAUCCUAUCUAUAUCUUCGUCUCUGUUUCUUAGCCUUGUUUCCCGUGUCUAUCUUUAUCUUUUUGUGGUGCUUCUCUAAUUUGCAUUUGCAUAGAAUUUGAAGUUAGUUCAAGGUUCAAAAGAAGUUAUGGUGUGCCGAGGAGCUAAUCAGACGAGAUUUAAGGCAUUAAAACAUGAAAACAGGAUUGCUGGAAGAACAACCAUUAUAGUUAGAGUUAUAGCAUGCUUUCAACCCUUGCAGAUUUGCCAGGCUGAAUAUUUUCGCCAGUUGUUAAAACCUGUUACGUAGAUUGAUCCUGAAGUUUCCAUCAUCACACCAAGCUAGCAAUACAGCUUUCUUUCCCUCUUUUUUUAAGCAUUCCUGAAAGUAAUUAAUUGGCGGUUUAAAUACGAGCAUUAUCCUGGUUGUUUUGGCUGGAUGGUUACAUCCAAAGAAUUACAGACUCGUCGAGAGUUUUCUGCAUGGAAUUCACGUGGGCCAACUUUGGACGGCAUGGCACCAAUGCAGCUGGGGCAAACCUAUAGUUUGCCAUGUUCGUCCACAUUUUCUGUUGACAUGGCAUUUCCACCAUAUCCAGUUUCUGAAUUACCUAAUUUCAACUCGGCACAACUAAAUAGAGCUGAUGGCUUCUUCAAAGGGUUGCCUCCUCUUUGGGAGAGUUCGUCUCCGUCCAUACAUCCAUAUUUAAAAGAGUCUCAAUGUGCCGUACCCCAUGGGCUCGGGGUUAGUGCUAGCAGAAUUGAUGCUUCGCACACUUGUCGGAAAAGGUUCCUCGUUGUUGAUCAGUCCGGAAAUCACAUGAGAGUAUUUUUUAACCCUUUUCUCCCUCCUCAAAAUCAGGUUGAUUCUUCUAAGACUCCUCCAGGCGUUCAUGCCUCCUGUAAUGAGAAACUAGCACUUCAAGUAGAGAAACAAUCCUUGGUGAAGCCUGUUGUUCAAGAGAAAUGGGAGGAAAAUCAUUUAACAAAUGGAGGAAGUGAGAUGCAUGAAGACACUGAAGAAAUCGAUGCUUUACUUUAUUCUGAUAGCGAUGAUGAAUAUGAUGAUAAUGAUGAAGCAACUAGCAAGGUCCAUACUUCAUUUGGCAUUGAAGAUGCUUAUGACAAUGACAUACAACUUGGGGAACUUAUUGAAGAAGUUGCGAGUUCUGGUGGCUCGACUAAAAGGAAAAGAUUGCUUGAUGGUAGAUACAGAAUAUCAUCUCUGUUGGUCGAUGGAAGCCCUGUGAAAAUGACUACUUCAUGCAACUACGAAGAUGAUGCGGAGUCAAGUGUUGCCCGCAAGAUGAACUCCUUUGAUGAUUUCAAUUCCACGAAAAGAUUGGAGAAAGUUAAAAUCCACGAGACACUGAAGAUCCUCAAGAGUAUUAUUCCCGGGUUAAAGAGUAAGGAUCCACUGUUGAUAAUUGAUAAAGCUAUCGAUUAUUUGAAAUCCUUGAAACGUGAGGGCGAGUCCAUGGGAGUUAGCUACCCUCAGGUUUCAAGUGGUGCUGUUGGUUGAUCAGACAACUCGACCUAAGGGCAUUGAGAAACCGGUUUGUUAAAUAAAAUUAUUGAUGGAUUUGAAAGUAUUAAGGUAGCUUUUUCUUUAGUGAAACCUUUACAAUGCUUUUCACUCUAAGUAAGGAGCUUAAUGGAUGAAUUUUGCUCUUUAUUCUCAUUACUCUCAAGUAGUGAAGAAAAAAUGAGCUCUACAGUUGACUUCUAAUGAUUAUUUUUGAGCCUUUUGGGGAUUAUUAAAGCAAGUAUGAAGGUUUGAAUGGUGUGGUGUGCUGUAAUUGAGGAUUCCUUUUUCUGGGAUUGAUGAUCACACCGUGGAUUAAGGGCAUGCGCAUUUGGUGAUCAGGUCCCACCCUCCAUUCUCAUUCCCAUUUGUUUCUUGAUUUUAUGCUUUUUUUACCUUGAAAAUCUGGUCUUUAUGAGGGUUCUUACUGAGGGGGACCCCCAAAAGAUUCAUCUUCAAUUUGUGUGUUUCCCACUUGUGAACUUUCGUAUAUUAUGUUUGGAGUGAAUCUGUGUCCUUUAGUUCUAUUAUUAUCAAGUAUUAUUGUAAUAAAUGUUAAAUGGUUUGUGAAUGUUUCAA